AUGGGAAACAAACAAGUGAAGCAACAUUUUGAGACUGCAAAGAAAACGGGUGUGCUGAAGAUAUCGCUACUGCGGCUCGACGAGUUUCCUUCGGCGCUGAAAACAUUCCCGAAUGUGUUGAAAACAUUGGACAUAUCGGAAAACCGAUUCACAGUUUUACCAGACGACAUAGCAAAAUUCACCCUCCUCAAGCAUCUGAACGCUAGCGGAAACAAAAUAGCUCUAGUUCCCGAGUGCAUCGGCGUCUUGGUGAAGCUGGAAACUCUGAACAUGAUGAACAAUCUGCUCACUUCCGUACCAAGAAGUCUGUCGAGCUGCACCCACCUGAAGCAAGUGAUCCUCAGUAACAAUCAGAUCAACACGUUUCCGGUAGUAUUCUGCGAGCUGAAGCAGCUGGAUUUGCUAGACCUUUCGAGGAACAAAAUAACGGAAGUUCCGCCAGAGGUGAAAUCGUUGCAGGUUAUCGAGCUGAACUUGAAUCAAAACCAAAUUACCAUCGUCGCCGAAGAGAUAGCCGAUUGUCCUAAACUGAAGACAUUACGCUUGGAGGAGAACUGUCUGCAGAUAUCCGCAAUAAAUCCGAGAAUCCUAAUCGAAUCGAAAGUGUGCAAUCUGUGCGUCGAUGGUAACCUUUUCAACUCCAAGCAGUUUAAUGAACUGCAAGGGUAUGACGUAUACAUGGAGCGGUAUACAGCAGUGCGGAAAAAGAUUUCUUAA
Molecule: messenger RNA, 717 nt
Organism: Anopheles marshallii
Lineage: Eukaryota; Metazoa; Arthropoda; Insecta; Diptera; Culicidae
Product: leucine-rich repeat-containing protein 57
Exons: 1
Coding region: 1-717 (238 amino acids)
Molecular function (GO): protein binding
Source: RefSeq, a predicted model, not a curated record